AUGCAUAAUUUCGAUCCAGCUCGUCAAAGUAUACUCAUACAACUUUGUUUCGUUGAAUCCAAGCAAAAUAUUCCAUUUACAGGUAAAGUCAAAGAAGAUUUUACUGCAUUCUGUCAUGAGACAUUUAAAGAUGAUGAUAAUUAUCCACAAUAUAUUUUACAAAUUGAAAAAUUUAAUGCAAAAUAUAACCCAAAAGAUGCUAUUCGAUGGUAUACCGGGUCCAAGUCUUUCAUUUUGCGGAUAAUCAGCAAAGCAUGCACUACUCUAGAUGUUUCAGCCGUAUAUAAAAUUGGAUUUUACCUUCGUGAUGUCUAUAAACAAUUAGAACGGCUUCAUAGAGAACAGCUAGAAGAGUUAUUUGACUCUGAUAUAACGAUUUAUCGUGCUGCAAAACUAUCGAAUGACGAAUUCAAUAACUUGAAUAUCAAAGGAGCUUUAUUUGUAACGAGAAGUUUCUUGUCUACCACAAUAGACAAAGAAGUUGCAAAUGUUUUUUGUGGUAGGGGUUCAGGGAACUGCACGGAGAAGUCUGUUAUUCUUAUCAUGGAAAUUGAUCGUAAAGUAUUGCAAGAAAAGCCAAUCGCAUUUCUUGGCUAUUCUGAAGUCAGUGAUACUCCAGAAGAAUGCGAAAUAAUGCUACCGAUGGGAAUUGUGUUUCGUGUCGUAUCAUGCAGCAAACCGGACAAGAACGAUCAACAUACUUUGGAAAUUCAUCUGGUUCGAGGUGAAGAUGAGGCAAAACUCGAAGAACAGAUUCAUCAAUAUUCUCGUUUAAUACAAAUUAGUGCUGGUGGUCUACUUCUUGGAACAGAAAUUUUUUCGACAUUGGAAAACAAUGGUCAACAUUUUGAAAAAAUCAACCAAUCUGCAUUCCAUACGUCAAUAGUUGUAGAUGCUUCAACUGCUGAAGAUUUAUCGGUUGGAAUCAAUGAAAAUGGUCUAUCUGCAUCUGUAAGUUUAGAUAGUUUUUCUUGCAUUUCUGAAGAGAUUUCCUUAGAUUAG
Rotaria sp. Silwood2 is the source of this 1002-nucleotide messenger RNA. The record is from the annotation of a GenBank genome assembly. Lineage: Eukaryota; Metazoa; Rotifera; Eurotatoria; Philodinida; Philodinidae.